This is a messenger RNA of Arabis nemorensis, 495 nucleotides long. NCBI's taxonomy places the organism in Eukaryota, Viridiplantae, Streptophyta, Magnoliopsida, Brassicales, Brassicaceae. The record is from the annotation of a GenBank genome assembly.
AUGGAGACAGCGACGGAUGUUGUGGUUUCUACUCAGGCGGUUACGGCGGCGACGGUUACGGUGAGGAAGAGAGAGAAGCCUUAUAAAGGGAUAAGGAUGAGGAAAUGGGGGAAGUGGGUGGCUGAAAUAAGAGAGCCUAAUAAACGUUCAAGGAUCUGGCUUGGCUCUUACUCUACUCCUGAAGCGGCGGCUAGGGCUUACGACACGGCGGUUUUCUAUCUCCGUGGUCCUUCUGCUCGUCUUAACUUCCCUGAGCUUUUAGCUGGAGUUACGGUGACCGGAGGAAACGGUGGUGGUGAUAUGUCGGCGGCUUAUAUAAGGAGAAAAGCUGCGGAGGUUGGAGCUCAAGUUGAUGCUUUAGAGGCGGCCGGUGGUAAUCAUGAUUACGUGGAUGAUGAUUGUAGUAGUAAAGAAGGGUUUAAGAGGUGUAACGGGUCAUUGGAACGGGUUGAUUUGAACAAAUUACCCGACCCGGAAACUUCAGAUGAUGAUUAG